UUAGAAAUUCGGAGCUUACGACCGGUAUGUGAAGGCAUCACGAGUACAUUCCCGCACCUACUGACAAUUACAAGAAAAAAAAAAAACAUGCCGAAAACUUCUGCUAAGCCAACAACGCUGUCACCUUUGACCAGUCUCAGCCGAUGCUUCCACAUAUCUUCAUAGGACCCUGAUACAGAAGUUUGACGGCUUUAAACAAGUCAAUCUGCAGAGACCAUAAAGCAUGUUUCACCUAAUCAAGAAAGACAAGGAUAAGGAAAAGGAGCUUGGCAAGAAGGAGAAGAAAGACAAGAAAGAGAAAAAAGAACGGAUGUCCCAGUCAGAGUUAAAAAGCCUGGAAGAGAUUAGUAUACGCAGAGGCUUCUUCCAUGUGAAUCGAGGGAGCACCAAGAGGCAAUCUAAGAGCAAGCUGGAGAUCUCUAACCCUAUUCCAAUUAAAGUAGCUAGUAACACGGAGCUUUGCCUGACAAACGUAGAGACAGAUCGGCAUCCCAAUACCCAGGAGCCGGAUGUGCAACAAACUUGUCCAAGUACCUCUGGUAAUGAUGUGAUUAGUAAUGAACUGGAACCUCAGCGAUGCUCUGUAAAGGAGAGAGCAGCUAAGUUUGGGGAACUGGCUAAGACAAAUUCAGCAGUGGGUCCUAGGCAAGCAACUAUGAGUCAAAAGAGCAAAGAUGGCAGCACCUCCAGUCUCUCAGCUCAGAACACGACUACAGUUAACUCGGCGUUCUAUCCCAACCCAAAAGACAUUGUUAAGGUUCACAUUCCUGAGAUCAUAGAAAAGACCUAUCCUGGUGCAGACUUACAGUUGCCUAUACUUGUCACUCUGCCGGUACCAGAUACAAGAGAACUUGAGAUUCAACGACGAAACACUGGGGAUUUCGGCUUCUCUUUGAGGAGGACCACAAUGAUUGAGAGACAACAAGAUGGAGGUGUGUGCCGGCGAGUUGUGCAUUUUGCCGAACCAGGGGCAGGUACCAAGGACUGGGCUUUGGGCCUGGUGCCAGGAGACAGGCUCGUGGAAAUUAAUGGUAUCAACGUGGAGAGCAAAAACAGGGAUGAAAUUGUGGAGAUGAUCCGUCAGUCAGGAGAAGCAGUCCGACUAAAGGUGCAACCGAUUUUGGAGCUUGGUGAGUUGAGCCGCAGCUGGCUGAGGACCAUGCAAGUUCUGCCCAAAGAAAUCUUUGAUGUAAAGGAGACGUCUUGCUUCCCUGCCGUGUCCAAUGGUAAACCAUCCCCUGCUGCACAGGAGAGUUCAACUGCAAAGGCUCCUGAGCUGAUUCCGUCUGAGGAAGACCACAAGCGUGUCAGGAAGAUCUUCACGCUAGAUGGCAAUAAUUCCAAGCUUGUUGAGGACCCAGUGGCCAUCCUUCAGGCAGCACACUUGGCUGCAACCAAGGUGAAGACAGAGGAACAGAUAAAAGCAGAAAAGGCCUGGUAUGAAACAGAAAAAUUAUGGCUUGUCCACAAAGAUGGAUUUUCUUUGGCCACUCUGCUGAAGACGGAGGCAGGCAGUCUGCCAGAGGGGAAGGUAAAAAUCCGCCUGGAGAGUGAUGGAUCUUUAUUGGAUGUGGAUGAAGAUGAUGUAGAGAAGGCAAACCCGCCGUUGUUUGACCAAGUGGAGGACUUGGCCUCUCUGCAGUAUUUGAACGAGUCAAGCGUAAUGCAUUCAUUGCGGCAGCGUUAUGGCAGCAACCUCAUGCACACCCAUGCCGGGCCAAACAUGGUGGUUAUUAACCCAAUUAGCGCCCCCUCUAUGUAUUCUGAGAAGGUCAUGCAGAUGUUUAAGGGCUGUAGAAAAGAGGACACUGCCCCUCACAUUUACAGCAUGGCCCAGGCUGCCUAUAGGAGCCUCCUUACUACUCGUCAGGAUCAGUCCAUUGUCUUGCUUGGCAAGAGUGGAAGUGGCAAGACCACCAACUGUCAGCACAUCAUCCAGUAUCUGGUUACCAUAGCUGGAAGCACCAACAAAAUAUUCUCCACAGAGAAAUGGCAGGCAGUCUAUUCAGUUUUGGAGGCUUUUGGGAACGCUUCAUCUUCCCUUAAUGGAAAUGCAAGUCGCUUCUCCCACAUUGUUUCCCUGGAUUUUGAUCAGGCAGGCCUGGUGACAUCAGCCUCCAUCCAGACAAUGCUUUUAGAAAAAAUGAGGGUGACGAGGAGACCAGAGGGGGAGUCCACUUUUAAUGUGUUUUACUACCUGAUGGCUGGAGUAGACAGUGCUCUUAGAACUGAGCUGCACCUCAACCACUUUGCUGACAACAAUGCAUUUGGAAUCAUGCCACAGAGUAAGGCAGAGGAUAAGCAGCGGGCCUCUCAGCAGUUUUCCAAACUGCAAGUAGCCCUGAAGGUCCUUGGGAUCAGUCCGGAUGAGCAGCGGGCCCUGUGGCUGGUUCUUGGGGCCAUCUAUCAUCUUGGAGCAGCUGGAGCUACCAAGACUGGCAGGAAACAAUUUGCACGUCAUGAGUGGGCCCAGAAGGCAGCCUACCUGCUGGGCUGCACACUGGAGGAGCUUUCCUCCUCCAUCUUCAAGCAUCAGGCCAAGGGCACCCUGCCCAGAGCCGGCACCAUCCGCCAGCCUUCAGAAGAAAAUGGCACAGCAGAUGCAGGAUCCAAAUCGACAGCAAUGGAGUGUUUGGAGGCAAUGGCAUCUGGGCUUUACUCUGAAGUCUUUGCUGUCGUCAUUUCUUUGAUAAACCGGGCUUUGAAAUCCAGCCAGCACUCCAUGUGCUCCGUGCUCAUUGUGGACACACCAGGCUUUCAAAACCCAAGGCUUGCUAAGCAUGAGAGCGGCACAACCUUUGAAGACUUGUGCCACAACUACACUCAAGAACGCUUGCAGAGCCUCUUCUACCAGCGCACCUUUGUUCAGGAACUGGAAAGAUACAAAGAGGAAAACGUUGAACUCGCCGUAGAAGACACUGAGUCCAGCACGUCUCUUUCAGUGGCAGUGAUAGACCACACCUCAAGCCAUGCACUUGUGCGUACAGUUCGAACAGACGAGGCAAGGGGUCUUUUGUGGCUGAUGGAGGAAGAGGCACUGCAGCCAGCAGGAUCACCAGAAACACUUUUGGGACGCCUCUUCAGCUACUAUGGACCAGCUGAGGGCAAGAAUAUAGGUCACACAUUUCUUUUGAGGAGUGAGAAGGAAAAUCACUUCCUUCUGGGCCACAGUCAUGGGACUGACUGGGUGGAGUAUGACGCUCGUGGGUGGCUUAACUAUGCCAAACAGAACCCUGCGUCUACCAAUGCAAUCAGCCUGCUACAGGACUCCCAAAAAAAGAUAAUCAGCUCCUUGUUCACGAGUCGGGCAGGCGGUGCCAUUGUGCUGUCAGGUUCUAUUGCUGGUCUCGAGGGUGUGUCCAACAUGUCCCUACACAGGGCUGCCAGCAUGAGGAAGACCUUCAGCACAGGAGUUGCUGCAAUAAAAAAGAAGUCCUUGUGCAUACAAAUAAAGCUCCAAGUGGAUGCCCUUCUUGACAUGUUACGGAGGUCUAAGAUUCACUUUGUUCAUUGCAUAUUGCCCAAGGCUGAUGCUCUGAGGGCUCUUAGUGGAUCCCUGUUCAAAGGUGGCGAAUCCGAGGCUCAAGGGGAGCCCGGAGAUCCUGGCUUAAUGCAGCUGGAUGUGUCUUUACUUCGUGCUCAGAUACGCGGUUCCAAGCUGCUUGAUGCCCUACGGAUCUACAGGCAAGGUUACCCUGAUCACAUGGUGUUUUCUGAGUUCCGACGGCGCUUUGAUGUACUGGCCCCACACCUCACCAAGAAGCAUGGGAGGAAUUACAUUGUGAAGGAUGAGAAGAGAGCUGUGGAGGAGCUGUUGGAGUCCCUGGAUUUGGAGAAGAGUAGCUACCACAUGGGUCUGAGUAGGUUGUUUUUUAGAGCCGGCACUUUGGCUAAGCUGGAAGAACAGCGGGAUGAACAGACCAAGCGUAAUCUAACCCUGUUCCAAGCUGCCUGUAGAGGUUACCUUGCACGGCAGGCCUUCAAGAAGAGAAAGAUCCAGGACCUUGCAAUCAGGUGCAUUCAGAAAAACAUCAAGAAGAAUCGUGGUGUGAAGCACUGGCCGUGGUGGAAGCUCUUCACUACAGUUCAGCCGCUCAUUAAAGUCCAACUCACCGAGGAGCAGAUGCGAAGCAAAGAUGAGGAGAUACAGCAGCAGAAAUUGAAGCUCGAGAGAGUGGAGAAAGAGCGAAAUGAAUUGAGACUGAACACAGAUCGAUUGGAGAACAGGAUUGCGGAAUUGCUGGCUGAGCUCGCCGACGAGAGGAGCACCAGUGAAUCAGCUUCCCAGUUGCUUGAAACUGAGACUUCAGAGAGACUGCGUCUGGAGAGGGACAUGAAGGACCUACAGGUUAGGUUUGAUGCCAUGAAAAAGCAAAUGGAGUCACAGGAAAUGGAGCUUAUGGAAGCACGUCUCACAAAAGCAUCAGAACUCAAUGCAGAGAUGGAUGACGAUGAUGAUUCUGGAGGCGAGUGGCGGAUAAAAUGCAAUCGAGCCAUACGGGAAAUGGACUUCACCAAAAAGAAACUCCAGCAGGAGUUCGAUGACAAGCUGGAGACAGAGCAGCAGAGCAAAAGACAAGUUGAAAGAAAGCUGGCUGAUUUACAGACAGAUAAUGAGGAUCUGCAGCGCUCUGUGCAGCAAAUGAAGAAGAAGUGGCAAAAGAUGACUGCCGAGCUGCAGGACACCAAGCUUCAUCUGGAGGGCCUGCAGAGCCGCAACCACGAUUUGGAGAAAAAACAGAGGAAAUUUGACCUGGAGCAGAGCCAGUCUCAGGAUGAGGUACAGAGAGAACGGAGCCAACGGGAGAAACUGGCUCGAGAGAAGGACAUCAUGACUGGUGAGAUAUUUCACCUCCGCCAGCAGCUGCAGGACAAGGACACAGAACUGUACACCUCCAAUGUGAAAGUGCAGCAACUGGAGGCAGAGCUACAGGAUCUGUCCUCCCAGGAGUCCAAGGACGAAGCCUCGCUGGCAAAGUUAAAGAAGCAACUUCAUGACCUCGAGGCGAAGGUGAAAGAUCAGGAAGAGGAGUUGGAUGAGCAGGCUGGAAUGAUCCAAAUGCUGGAACAGGCUAAGCUGAGACUUGAGAUGGAGAUGGAGAGGCAGCGGCAGACCCACUCCAAAGAGAUUGAGAGUAAGGAUGAAGAGGUGGAGGAAAUCAGGCGGUCGUGCAGUAAGAAGCUCAAACAGAUGGAGGUACAGCUGGAGGAGGAAUACGAUGACAAACAGAAAGUCUUGCGUGAAAAACGGGAGCUGGAGUCCAGGCUCCUGAUUGCCCAGGACCAGGUUAGCCAAAGGGAUGUGGAGACGGAGAAGAGGCUAAAGAAAGACUUGAAGAGAACAAAAGUCCUUCUGGCUGACGCACAUAUUAUGCUGGACCACCUGAAGAGCAACGCCCCCAGCAAAAGGGAGAUUGCCCAGCUCAAAAAUCAACUGGAGGAGUCAGAGUUUACAUGUGCAGCAGCAGUGAAAGCUCGAAAGGGCAUGGAGAUUGAAAUUGAAGAUUUGCAUAUUCAAAUGGAAGAUGUGGUCAAAACCAAGAUGGCGCUAGAGGAGCAGGUCAGCCGUCUGCAGAGAGAGAAGAAUGACCUGCAGUCUCGCAUGGAGGAGGAUCAGGAAGACAUGAAUGAACUGAUGAAGAAACACAAAGCAGCAGUUGCACAGUCCGCAAGGGACUUGAGCCAGAUCAGUGACCUGCAGGCCCAGCUAGAAGAAGCCACAAAAGAGAAGCAGGAAAUCCAAGAAAAGCUCCAUUCACUCCAGAGCCAGCUAGAGUUCCAGGAGCAGUCCAUGGUGGAGAAGUCGCUCGUUAGCCGCCAGGAGGCAAAGAUCCGUGAGCUGGAGACUAAGUUGGAGUAUGAAAAGACUCAAAUCAAGCGCUUGGAGAGCCUAGUGGGCCGUCUGAAGGAGAAUCUAGAAAAGAUGACUGAGGAGAAAAACCAACGCAUUGCAGCAGAAAACAGGGAGAAGGACCAGAAUAAGCGAAUGCAGAGGCAGAUAAGAGACAUGAAAGAGGAAAUGGCUGAGCUGUCCAAGAAGGAGGGAGAAGCAAGCCGGAAGAAACACGAACUGGAAAUGGAUAUUGAGAGCUUAGAGGCAGCAAAUCAGAGCUUACAAGUGGACCUUAAGCUGGCCUUUAAAAGGAUUGGGGACCUGCAGGCGGCCAUCGAGGAUGAGAUGGAGAGCGAUGACAAUGAGGACUUGAUUAACAGUUUGGAAGACAUGGUGACAAAAUAUCAAAAAAGAAAGAACAAAAUUGGAGAGGGGACAGAAACUGAUUCAGAAGUGGAGGACCGGGUGGACGGUGUUAAGUCGUGGCUCUCAAAGAACAAAGGCUCCAGCAAGACUUUGUCUGACGAAGGGAGUCUGAAGAGCACCAGCCCCCCUGUAUACCGGAGACACAUGAGUCUUGGCAGAUCUGAUGAAGAGGAUGAGGCUGACAGAGACUCCAGCAGGCAGUCCCUGAGGCAAAGCAACAGCGAAGGCUCAUUGAUUGAGAGCUCGUCGUAACCCCUCAGUCAGGCAACCUUGUUCUUUCAGCGACACCAAUCACACAGAAGGGACACGCUUUAUCUCCCCUCACUUUAUAACCAGUGACCAGCAAGCAAGGACAGAGGAGAGAGGCACACAAAUACACUUUGUUAAUGCUACACCCUGGACUUUCCAUCAUGCUUAUUAUGGUACCUUUUAUUAGCAUGAGGUAAAUUUCCUCCCACGGAUAAAUUGUGCCUCUUCACUUUUACUUCUAACAACAUACUGAGUUAGUCACGCAUAGCAAAAAGAAGUCAAACACUAUGUAAAGAACUUUCUGCUGCUGCUGCUUUAAUUCACAAGAGGUUCUUUUUAGGUAAAUUUAAGCUCUCUGCACUCUGCUCUGACUAUACACAUCGCUCUGCCAAGAGGAUUUAGAUAAGCCGCUCCAGCUGGACUCCUUCAAGAAGGUCUGACCAACUAUUAAGAUUAUUCUUAUCUCCUCUCCAUUCAUGUGGACUGGCACAGUGGGAGAAAUUAGCCAGUUUUCAAUUAGUUAUCUUGCUGUAAGUUUACACGGGGCUCAUAUUCAAAAUUAAGAUAUCUUCCUAUGAACAAAGUGAUGCUGUGUGAUGAUUUGAAAGUAAAAUUAUUUGUGAAAAUAAACUUAUGUUUGAACAAAGCUGUUAGAUGAUUAAAUGUGACCCUUUGUCAAAAGAAAUAUUUAUAUUAUCUAUACAUGUCUAAGAUUGUGUCUGGAAUUAAUUGCUUUGACUUGUAUUUAAAUGAAGUUUUUCUUAAGCUUGUAAAAGAGUGACUGUUAAGAUAAAGUUUAUGUCAUAUUUAUGUUUCAUCCUUAUCACCAAGUGGAGUUCACACUGAAAUUCUUCCGAUUUUGGUCCUACAUGGGAUAAUUCUUGAAGUUCAGCGGGAAUUAUUUUUUUUCUGUUAUAUGAGCUUUUCAUCAGAUCAUGUAGAUGUUGAGAUGUAGGAAUUAAUAUUGUAUUUUUAAUAUACGUCUGACCAACCCCUGCUUAGAUGUUGGGAUACCCUGCAGAUGAACGCACCAGAUUUAGGCAAAGCAAUGUUUGAAUGUAAUUGGUUUCAGCAGUAAUUUAAAUAGUUGUAUAUUAUGUUUUUCCAGUGCAUUAUUGCAUUAAUACUUUUGGUGUGCCAACAAUCUCUAUUUGUAGAUUGUGUUUAUUAAAGUGGUUUAGUGUGAUCGAUAAAGGCAUUUACAUUAAACAUCCAGUUCCUAUUUUCA
Messenger RNA from Girardinichthys multiradiatus, 7736 nucleotides. RefSeq names its product unconventional myosin-XVIIIa-like. Gene Ontology annotation, cellular component: myosin complex. Lineage: Eukaryota; Metazoa; Chordata; Actinopteri; Cyprinodontiformes; Goodeidae. The record is from RefSeq and is a predicted model, not a curated record. Gene Ontology annotation, molecular function: ATP binding; protein binding; cytoskeletal motor activity. The transcript has 44 exons. The coding region runs from base 224 to 6511 and encodes 2095 amino acids.